This is a messenger RNA of Globicephala melas (long-finned pilot whale), 756 nucleotides long. Lineage: Eukaryota; Metazoa; Chordata; Mammalia; Artiodactyla; Delphinidae. The record is from RefSeq and is a predicted model, not a curated record.
AUGGGGCCAGGCUGGCUGUUGCCCAUGCUGGUCCUGGUGCUGGAGCUGCCUGGGGGGUCCCUGGCACAGAAGCAGCUCCCCAGGGAGCCCCACAACCUCAACUGGGACAAGUUUUCAGGGUUCUGGUACAUUGUUGCCAUCGCCUCUGACACCCAGGGGUUGUUGCCGGCCAGAGACAAGAGGAAGCUGGGGGCAUCUUUAGUGAAGGUUCACAACAUGGGCCAGCUGAGGGUGGUCCUCGUCCUUAACCGGUCACAGGGGUGCAAGGCACACUCGCUGAUCCUGCGGAAAGACAGAAAGAGGGCUGUGUUCAGGAACACCUGUGCGUAACCGCUGGGCCCUCGGGAGAGCAAGGGGAGGGGUGUCCAGGGCUUCCUGGCCACCAGGACCCAGGCUUGGGCUACCGACCGCACUGGCCCCAGCUGUCCUCCUCUGAGAACAUGGGCCGUGAAGGGGGUGGCGGGCUUCCACGUUCUGACCUCUGACUACAAGGACAGCGUGGUCUACCUGCGCCUGGGCCGGGCGGGCCAGGCCACCAAGACCCUGCUUCUCCUCAGCAGGCAGAGCACGGCCAGCUUCCUGAGUAUGAGAAAGUUCAUAGACGUGUGUGAGGCUUUGGAGCUCGCCCGCAGUGUGACAGUUCUCCCGAAAGAUGGUAAAGUGCGGCCGCGAGCGCUCGGGCAGCACCGCUCCCGGCCCCGUGCCCAUCCCGCUGGGGUGCUGACUCCUGUGGGGGACAGAGAGGUGGAGCGGUGA